Hemicordylus capensis (graceful crag lizard) is the source of this 5523-nucleotide messenger RNA. RefSeq names its product CRACD like (gene CRACDL). The transcript has 13 exons. Lineage: Eukaryota; Metazoa; Chordata; Lepidosauria; Squamata; Cordylidae. The record is from RefSeq and is a predicted model, not a curated record. The coding region runs from base 518 to 3412 and encodes 964 amino acids.
CCUUGCAAAGCGGGUGCUGCAAGAGCCGCUCCUCAGGCGACUCGCGCGUUUCUCCCCAGCUUCCUCCCCCCUGGCAGCGCCCGCGGGACCGCGCUCGACUCCGCCUCCUCUUCGUCUUGCCUCAAGGUGCCUGGCUCUCUCUUCCCGCCUCCUACUAAAGCCGCCGAGCCCCUUGCCGCCCCUGGUGUGCAAGCGGCGACCCUCGAGGGACUUGAUUGGUUGGAGUUCCGGAAAGGUUUUCUCAAGGGGCUCCCUGGCGCUGUAACGCACCUGACUACUCCGUUCAGGAGAGAGACGGACUGGACUGGAGUUUGCCUACGGCGCCAAGAUUGUGGAGUGGAACUCUCAAUCAGCAGUUCUUACAAGGCAAAGAUUAGAUUGAGAUGUUGCAGAAUGUUCUAAGGUCAGUGACAGAAGGAGUUGAAUAUUAUGCGUUGGAACAGGAGGUAGAGAGACUAGGACAGCUGAAUUUCCAACUUGCUCUCUAGGUGACUGCCACGUGAUUUUUACAAGGACAAUGGAUAUCAAGCUACAGGAGAUGGAAGUAUUUGGAGAGGAAAGUUCAGGGAAGAAAAAGUCAAAAUUCAUAUCUCUGAAAAAGUUAUUUGGGAAAAGGAAAAGGAAAGAGACAUUGUCCUCUCCAGGAAGUGGUAGUCUGAAACCAUGCCAGUCCAUAAACGAUGUCGCCUCUCGGGCCAUGCACAUAGACUACGAUUCUGAAGAUGAACUUGAGAUGCACAAAGGUAUUAUGGGGAGCAGAGCCUUGUCACAUGACAGCAUUUUUAUUCCUGACACGACACAAGAACCUCCUAGGCCAGGCCGAGUAUUUUCUCAGGAAAAUGUUUCUGAUCGGAUUAGGGCAUUGCAGUUGAAGCUCCAGCAGAAUUGGAAAUUAGGAGUGUCGUCUCCAUUUGGAAUGCCUUCAAAGAGAGUGGAUGAUGCUGGGAUGAGUUCAGAGGAUGAUGGGUUACCCAGAAGUCCACCAGAAGCAUCUUUGCUGCAGGAAAUUUUAAAUCCCUGUACAACUAAGUUCUCUGACUCUCACAAGCAUCUUAGCUCUUUGAGUUUAGCUGGAACAGGCAGUGAAGAAGAAGAACAGGUCACAUCGAUUCCAUUGAGACCCUGUUCUACCGAAAGCCAGCUAUUCCCUAGGCAGUCAAGUGCUAAAAUUAUAGCUCUGCAAACAUCUGACUGCAGCCUCUCACCUCCUGCUGAUUUUGAUACCCCGCCUGAGUUCUCUGCUUGCUUGGAUAAUUCAGCUGCUAAGCACAAGCUUUUAAUAAAACCACGGAACCAGAGAUCUAGUAAAACAAGACAACCACUGUCGAGGAACCUGGCUGCAUCUCAGAAUGACUUGAGGUGUACUCAUGAGAAAAAUGAAUGUGAAAAGAAAGAUCUGCUGGCUGAAUUGACCCAUGAAGCUGGCAGUUCCAGUCAUCAGGAAGUGAUAAAAAGUACAGUUGUAUCAAACAAUACAGUGUAUUUCCAUACACCCCAAACAGCAAAAGGUCUUCAGCGUAACUUGGGUCACCAAAAUGAAAAGGUUUGCAUGCUGCACUCUGCUUCUAAACUGGACUCUCCUUGUGAAAAUAAUCUAGAGGACUGCCAAACUACGCAAAAAUUGUUUUACACUACAUCAUUGCCAUCAUCAUCCAAAUCGAAAGAAGAUACAACCACCCAAAAUGUUACUUUAGCCCAAGAAUCACAAAAGGAAAAAGAGCACUCUGAAACCCUAAAGAUGAACUCUGGGAAUUUAAAUGGGAUGUCACUUGGUGUGUUAAACCAAGAAAAGAGACAGACAGAUUGCAUGCCUUCAGAGAAUGACAUGCUGCCUGACAAGGACAUCUCUACUGAAAAUGAUAUACUCCCUGCAUUAGUUGGAACAGGAAAAAAUGUACCAAAGGAUGCUAAGGUGCUUAUGGAAGAUAUUUAUAAUACAGAGUCUCCUUCAUUGCCGAAUUCUAUCAAUCUUUUACCAAAAAGUCCUUUCCAGCUUACAGAUACAGCCUACCCUGAGAGUAGUAAUUCUUCUCAGUCUUCAUGUACAUCACGUACAGAUGAACCUUACUCCUUAGCUCUAGACAAAAUGAAACCAACUCAUGAGUUUCCUGUGUCAGACAAGGAGAACAAUCAUCCAGCAGUGCCUCGUAUGUUGAUUUUGGGAUGGAAAGCAGAGAAAGCAACCAGCGAGCCCAGUGCCUUGAGAAAAUUUUCUGUGUCGUCAGCCCAAGGGAGAUCAAGAGCUAGCAGCAUGAACGUGAAGGACAAUUCAAAGUGUGAGAGUCCAUUAAACAUGCAGAUAUUGCAAUCUAAAAUAAAAAACCCCUCAAGGAAUGAGUACCUGAAGGAUGAUGCGCAGGUGAAUUCUUCACAGGAGAGAAAAAACCGUUCUAAUCAACAGGCAUCAGAAUCGGAAAUUGCUGAGAGAACACUAGAGAGAACAGUGGUUGGCUUGCUGUCUCAGGCUGGGAGUUCAAAACCAGUGUUGAGUAACUUUGGUUCUGGUCUGCCACAGCAAUCCAAUGCUGGCCAGUCAAGUUGUGAGGACAGAAGUCCCUUUCAAGGCAAACUUAGAUCCACUUCUUUAUCAGUAAAAUACAGAGACAACUCCUCAGAGGAAUCCAAGGAGCUUAAAAGAUACAGUGCAGAGUUUAAUUUAGAAAAAGGACUGCCUUCGCUAAAAGAUGAAAAAGCAGAGAUCAGGAAAACAACUGACAUACCUAUCAGUGACUUUUUAAAUGAAAGCCUCAAAACUAAAACAAAAUCCUCUGAACAGUGUAGCACAAAACCUCCAUUGCCAAGGAAGCCUAUUUUGCAACACUUCAUAAUUACUGGCACUAUAAACACAAGCCUAGAAAAGCAAGAAAAGAGAACCAAAUAUCCUGAACUCAAAAACGAAGACUAUGAUUUGGAGAAAAAAACAAGGCCAUCUGAAUUACCUGAGAAAAGUGUGCCUUCUCCUGUAGUUACUGCAGAUGCUAUAAGAGGAACUGAAACACAGACAACGCCAACCUGGAUCACCAUAGCAAAACAAAAGCAAAGAGGUACAGAAAAGGAGCUUAGCAGAGAAGAGAAACCCGUGGCUCAGGAUAAGGCAGAUGCAGAAAAACAAACAAAAGAGGAGAGAGUGGAGGAAGUUGUGAGGCAACAGAGAGAUUUCACCCGGAACACAAUCUCGCCUUUGCCACCCACAGUUCCUUCUGAAGAACAGAAGAAAGAGACAAAGCCUGAUACGCAGGAGUCUCUGACAAGAGGAGGCUUGCUGUCACAUCACAGCCCUGUGUCGACUGAAAAAGAAGCUAUAAAGCCAGUGAAGAAAAUCGGGCAUUCGUCUCCCGAUCAGCCCUCAUGGAUGGAGCUUGCCAAAAAGAAAUCUCAAGCUUGGAGCGAUAUGCCUCAGAUGAUAAAAUAGAGCAAGCAUUUUACAUUGGUAUUAGUUGCUACUUAAGAUAAUUUUUCAGAAAAUGUCAAUAAGAAUAUUUUUUUAAAGUUUGUGAUGAAAGCUGUGGUAUGUCAAAGGGUUGUGAUACAAGGGUAUGGAGGAAGCAUAGUUGAUUGUAUAUAUAUGUAUAACCUCUCUGUAGCAAUAGAGACUAUGCUAGAAAAGUAGUACAAAUGUUUAUCGCUUAUUUCGAAGAAGAGGUGAAUUGCACAGCUGGGGCCUUCAGGGCACAGGAGCAAAUGCAUUUCCACUAGAUUCAUUGUCAGUAUUGGGGCUGUCGGAAGCAGAGCAGUCGUUUCCAUUAAAGAGAAAGUGUGGGCACUUAGUCGCAUACAUUUUGAGUUUUUAAAUUACACUUUCGCAGAGAUGGUUUCUCUAACUAAGAAUUAAAACAUACAUUGAAGGACCCUACUCAUAUUGAUUUUACACGAUCCAAUGUUGUUGGUGAGCAGCAUGAAUUCUGCUCUCUUUGUGCAUGCAUUUCAUUACAGAUGAUCACUGGGGUUUUGUUAGUAUGCAUUAUAGUGUUGGAAACAUUGGAGAUUUUUCUGUUACUAUAACUUGGGUGCCUUUCGAUACCAGUCAUCUAAUAAGAAUAGACGCAGUGGGAUACCAUGUAAAAUACUUUUGAGACAAUAGAAACAAUAUUCAGAUUUUGUCUAUGGGUUGCUGCUUUAAUGUCCUCAACAUUCUUGAAGGUGUGAUAUUAACUUAAUUGUAAUACGCAAGAAGCAGUAAAUCAGUAGCAGGGUGUAUUCAUUAUAUGUAGAAGAUUCAGCUGGGCAGCAACUCUGAUUUUUAGAGCAGAUUCUCACGUUGAAAGACAGCUCACAUUCUCACCACACACCUUUAAAGGGUAGGGCAUUAAUAUAAUAGUAAUUAUCUCAAAUUAAUUAUUUGUGUUUGGUUAAAGUUGGCAAUACAGUAUCACUGUUAAUCUGAGCUGAAGGUGGUUAUCUCCAGAUAGUUGUGCUGCUUGGGGUAAACUUGCACAUGCAUUUAAGAUGUGAGUCCAUUAUUUCAGUGCUGAGUGUUCUAUGUAGAGAUGUGUGUUUGAAGUGCUUGCACCUGGGUGAUUUUCAGCAACACAUUGUAUUAAAUUAUUAAACAUUGUUGAAGGAAAUACUGGCUUCCCUUCAGAAUAUUAUCAGAAACCACCGAAAUCACAUAUCUUCAGUCACACAACUGUACAUAUAGUGCUGAACACUUGCAAAAUGAGAGAUGCAUAUUCAAAGAGAGUUUUUUAUUUUUGGUACUUACUAACACAUCUCAAGCUGAACAUUUGUACAAAACUGUUUCAUGUUCUGCUUACUUGGUGUCAGCUAAGUGCUUCAGUUUGACAGAUCAGAUCUGCAGAACAAACAUACAUCUAGACAAAAUGCAUUUACUACAGGGUAAACACUUACUAAGGAAUUUGGAUUAUACUGUAGUUUCAUGUCCAGAAGUAGUACACCAUGUUCUGUUACGUAACUGCAAAAAAAAAUUACUUUGUACAUGAUCAAAUCUACUGAAAAAAAUAAAAGGCAGUAUGUGUGUACAGUAUAUAGAGAAAAUAACUGCUAGUUAAAUCAUAAUACAAAUAAUGAAAGUGAGGAGUUGGUUUUUUCUUUGCUGUUGAGCAAACAUUUACUGUAUAUGAACAUUUCUGCAUAUGGAUUAAAAUGUAAGGCCAGUUUUGGACUGAGAGCAUUUGUGAUUCUAAAUAGUUCCAUACUCUGUAAAUUUAAUUGUGUUUUUAAAAGAUCUUUCAAAUGCUUUGUAGAUGUUGUGACUUGUAUUAUAUCCCGUGUUGCUGCAUGUAAUGUCACCUACCUCCUCCUAACUUUCAUCACUGUAAUGUGAUACACAAGCUACCCAUGUUUAGUUGCAAGCAAAUCCUAUUAAGCUCAAUUUGUCUGAUUUUUCCUUGUAAUUGUGGGUUAUAACACUGUAAUACUUAUGAGAGUAAGUCUCAUUGAACUUAGUUGGGCUUACUGCUAAGUAGACAUGCAUAGGAUUGUGCUGCAAGUUUUAAAAUGUCUUUCAACUAAAUUAUUUUUAAUGUUGUAUAGAGAACUGUAAUAAACUCUCUAAGUCCAGAA